Molecule: messenger RNA, 703 nt
Organism: Benincasa hispida (wax gourd)
Lineage: Eukaryota; Viridiplantae; Streptophyta; Magnoliopsida; Cucurbitales; Cucurbitaceae
Product: RING-box protein 1a
Molecular function (GO): zinc ion binding
Source: RefSeq, a predicted model, not a curated record
AGCUCAUUCUUCAUUAUUUCAAUCUUCCAAAACUAAAUCUCCCAAAUUCUUCUUCCUCUUGCCGGUUUUCUCCUCCGCCGCUGACCGGCGAACUGACUCUUUCCGAUAGACAUUUCACCCAUGGCUACUUUGGAUACCGAUGUUCCUAUGGUUCCCGCCGGCGAGGCUUCAAGCAGUGCUGGCCCUUCGUCUUCCAAAAAACCUAAGCGAUUCGAGAUCAAAAAGUGGAAUGCUGUCGCUCUCUGGGCUUGGGAUAUUGUUGUCGAUAACUGUGCAAUUUGUAGGAAUCACAUAAUGGAUCUUUGUAUUGAAUGUCAGGCGAAUCAAGCGAGUGCUACUAGUGAGGAAUGUACUGUCGCCUGGGGGGUAUGCAACCAUGCUUUUCACUUCCACUGCAUUAGUCGUUGGUUGAAGACUCGCCAAGUUUGUCCAUUGGAUAAUAGUGAAUGGGAGUUCCAGAAGUAUGGACAUUAGGAUCUUCAUACCGUUGCAAUGUCGAAAGGUCGGUUAAACAAAUGCUACUUGAAAAUGUCCAAUUGUUGAAAAUUUGAACUAAUGUCAAUUCCCAAAUCCGGUCGUGUUUUAUUCCUAUGCAUUUUUAUAUCCGUAGUAGAUUAAGAUUUUGAGUACUUUAUUCACGAUGUGAACCUUAAAUGCUUCUUUACAAGUAUUGAGCUAAAUGUUUAUUUUCCUUGUUUGUACA